Kazachstania africana CBS 2517 is the source of this 207-nucleotide messenger RNA. RefSeq lists its product as uncharacterized. The transcript has a single exon. NCBI's taxonomy places the organism in Eukaryota, Fungi, Ascomycota, Saccharomycetes, Saccharomycetales, Saccharomycetaceae. The record is from RefSeq and is a predicted model, not a curated record. Bases 1 to 207 code for a protein of 68 amino acids.
AUGGAUGAAGAGAACAAUCUCGAUACGAUCGACGAAUCCCUCGAGGCAAAUGAUGUUUCUUUGACGGAUAUGAUCAAAGAAUCUCGAAUUUUGCAAAAUGAAAUCAACUCGAUAUUCGAUGCAUUUGUUGAAUUGAAUAAUCAAGUAAAGGACGAUAUAGAUGAGUUUUGUAACAUCUGUGAAAGUAGUAUUGUACAGGAUAAAUGA